This is a messenger RNA of Cherax quadricarinatus, 595 nucleotides long. The record is from RefSeq and is a predicted model, not a curated record. Lineage: Eukaryota; Metazoa; Arthropoda; Malacostraca; Decapoda; Parastacidae.
UCUCCCAUUUCGCUGCCACUGACGAAGAUAUUGCAGAAGUCUUGCGAAAAUUUGAGAGUUGAAGUAUGUACUCCUUUGUAUAGACCAACUCACUGAACAUCCACGUGGAACAGCAUUUGCUCAAUUCAAGGAACGUGAAGCAGCUGAUGCGUGCUUAGCAGCAGCAACAAACCCUGCUGCAAAGAAUGAAUUUAUUCUUUAUGGUCGGCCCAUGCCACAUCAUGAGAGCUAUUAGCAGAAUGGAGCUAGAGAGGAAGAAAAGUGAGAAGGAUCUAGAAAAAAUAACGAAAGAUAAAAGAAAUCUUUACUUGGCUCGUGAAGGAUUUGUUCGUCAGGGAACUCGAGCAGCACUUGGUGUGUCAAAUACUGAUCUUGCUCUACGCACCAGGAGGGAACAGGUUAAACGGCGAAUGUUGCAAAAUUUGCACAUCUUUGUCUCUAAAAUUCGUCUUUGCAUCAAUAAUUUGCCAGACAGAAUUGGUGACAAACAACUACAUGCAAUUUUCAGCAAGCAUGCACCAGAUGGUGCCAAAAUCACUGAGGUUUGAUAUUUUAUUAUGUUCUGUAUAAUUAGUGUUAUUUUUGUACAUUCCAA